Rhodotorula toruloides NP11 is the source of this 1152-nucleotide messenger RNA. Its product is annotated as thiamine biosynthetic enzyme. Bases 1 to 1152 code for a protein of 383 amino acids. The transcript has 9 exons. NCBI's taxonomy places the organism in Eukaryota, Fungi, Basidiomycota, Microbotryomycetes, Sporidiobolales, Sporidiobolaceae. The record is from RefSeq and is a predicted model, not a curated record.
AUGUCUACCUACAACGGCUUCAAGAGCUCCAUCGCUUCCCUCCGCGUCGCUGGCGCCCAUGCUCCCUCCUCGAAGAACGCCGACGACCUCAAGGCCGCCGUCGCCUCGACUGAGCUUCCCGCCUCUCCUCCCGACUCUGAUGCGUCGUCUGACGUCGACUCGGCUCGCAAAGUCGGCGGAGACGGCGCUACCUGGGCUGGCUUGAAGGAGGAGAAGACCGAGUCGUGGACUGUUGACUGGGAUGGCUCGUUCAAGUUUGCUCCCAUCAAGGAGCACAUCGUCUCGCGUGCCAUGUCGUCGCGCUACGGUAAGGACCAGUACGAGACCGCCAUCUCGGACAUCGUCAUCGUCGGCGCUGGCUCUGCCGGCCUCUCCGCGGCCUACGCCAUCGCAAAGGAGCGUCCCGAACUCAAGGUCACGAUCCUCGAGGCCGCCGUCGCCCCUGGCGGAGGAGCUUGGGUCGGUGGUCAGCUCCAGUCGGCCAUGGUCGUCCGCAAGCCGGGUCACUACUUCCUCGACGAGCUCAAUGUUCCUUACGAGGACGAGGGCGAUUACGUCGUCGUCAAACACGCCGGCAUCUUCACGGCGUCCUGCCUCGCUGCCGUCCUCAAGUUCCCGAACGUCAAGCUCUUCAACGCCACCGCCGUCGAGGACCUCAUCUCUCGCCCCGACCCGCUCUCGAAGGUCCCGGGCGCUCGUCGCAUCGCCGGCGUCGUCACGAACUUCACUCUCGUCACCAUGGCGCAUGGCCUUGCCUCUUGCAUGGACCCGCAGACCAUCACCGCGCCCGUCGUCAUGUCCUUCGCCGGUCACGACGGCCCCUUUGGCGCCUUCUCCGUCAAGCGUCUCGUUGCCACCGGCCUCGUCGAGAGCCUCGGGGACAUGCGCACGCUCGACAUGCGCCAGGCCGAGGACUUCAUCGUCAACAACACCCGCGAGGUCGUUCCGGGUCUCGUUACGGGCGGCAUGGAGCUCGCUGAGCUUGAUGGCUCGUCACGCAUGGGAGCCAGUUUUGCGGCUAUGUUCGUGAGCGGCAUCAAGGCGGCGAAGAUCGCGAUCAAGAUGUACGACUCGUACGAAAUUGAGGACGGGGAGGUCACCGGCUGGGCGGGCGUCGAGAAGAAGCUCGCUGCCACCAAGAUCUCCGCCUGA